Messenger RNA from Stereum hirsutum FP-91666 SS1, 537 nucleotides. Its product is annotated as 3-hydroxyanthranilic acid dioxygenase. Gene Ontology annotation, biological process: quinolinate metabolic process; 'de novo' NAD+ biosynthetic process from L-tryptophan. Bases 1 to 537 code for a protein of 178 amino acids. Gene Ontology annotation, molecular function: iron ion binding; 3-hydroxyanthranilate 3,4-dioxygenase activity. Lineage: Eukaryota; Fungi; Basidiomycota; Agaricomycetes; Russulales; Stereaceae. Gene Ontology annotation, cellular component: cytoplasm. The transcript is spliced from 4 exons. The record is from RefSeq and is a predicted model, not a curated record.
AUGCCGCUCGCACCACCCCUCAAUCUGCCCAAAUGGCUCUCCGAGAACGGUCAUCUUCUGCGUCCUCCCGUGAAUAACUUUUGCCUUUACUCAGGAGGAGAUUAUGUUGUAAUGGCCGUGGGCGGGCCAAAUGAGAGGAACGACUAUCAUGUCAACGAGACUGAGGAGUGGUUUUACCAAUACAAAGGCGGCAUGCUCCUCCGUGUUGUCGAUGGGGAUGAAUUCAAGGAUAUCGAGAUUGGAGAGGGAGAGAUGUUUCUCCUACCAGGUACGAGCUUCACUAAUACGCCCCACAAUCCCGUGAGGUUUUCCGAUACAAUCGGUAUCGUGAUCGAGAGGGUCAGGCCAGCUGAUGCCACGGACCGUCUCCGCUGGUACUGCCGGCAGCCUUGCCACACGAAGCCCACCAUCAUCAGAGAAGAUUCCUUCCAUUGCACUGACCUCGGGACGCAACUGAAGCCCCUCAUCCAGACGUGGAUGUCGGACGAGGAGGUCAGGAGGUGCGGUGAUUGUGGAUCUGUGGCCCCACCGAAGUAA